Messenger RNA from Ananas comosus (pineapple), 3567 nucleotides. Its product is annotated as protein CHROMATIN REMODELING 35. The transcript is spliced from 8 exons. Gene Ontology annotation, biological process: gene silencing by siRNA-directed DNA methylation. The record is from RefSeq and is a predicted model, not a curated record. Gene Ontology annotation, molecular function: ATP-dependent chromatin remodeler activity; ATP binding. Bases 118 to 3012 code for a protein of 964 amino acids. Lineage: Eukaryota; Viridiplantae; Streptophyta; Magnoliopsida; Poales; Bromeliaceae.
ACCCACGAAGAGUUAGCAAAGGAGUAAAUUUUUUUUAAAAAAAAAAAGGCGAAAAAAAGGAGAAAAAGUCGGAGGGUUCUCCCUCCGCAGUGUCAAAAAAAAAAUUGGAAAAAAAAAAUGGAUGUCUAUCGUGAUAGACAUAAAAGAAUGAAAAUCCAACACGAGGAAAAGGCCAACACUUCCAUGUCUAAGGUUUCAGCUUUUAAAUCUACUUUCGGGAGCAAAGAAGUAAAUACUGGAUCAGUUAUAGAUUACUCAAAUCCUUUUGCCUUGCCCAAUGUAUUGGAAAGUUUAGAUGAUGGGAAAUAUGGGAGUGUAACCAAAGAGUUCGAAGCUCUUCGUGCUCAGAGAAUUCAGGUGAUCAAUUUCCUAUCUGGAUUACAACAAUCUUGUGGGAAUUCCUCCCACAAUGGUUUAAAUGGUUCAAAAUUGGCCAAUAUCAUUGAUCUUGACGAUGACCACGAUGCCAAUUCUGGUCCUAAGUUGCAUGAGAACUUAUCAGACUCUAGAGACGGCCCUAAGGAUUUUUGUGUUAAAAGGACAGAAGAAAAUGAUAUUGAAUCGCCCAUAAUUAUUGAUUCAGAUGAAGAAGAUGGGAGCCGUCAAGAAGGAAGCAAAAAUCCUGUGCAUCCUGAAAAUCGGACCUUGGACUUUCGAUCGUGGCUGGAAAGAAGUAUAUAUGAGCGUGUAAAACAAGUCAAGAUGAUGGGACAAGCUGCUAAUGAUUACAAGUUCGAUCAGACAAAUUUGAACUUAGUAGGGCAAACUGCUUCGGAAGCAAGCUGUGAACCAUCCAUUCAAUAUCAAAUGGUUGUUCUACAGAAAAUGCCCGAAAACGAUCGACUUCAGGAUGUUGCGAGCGAAACUCAUAUGGAGAAGAGUGAAAAACAAGUUGGUGAAGCUCUUAAUUAUGAAAAGAAUGAACCGAGAAGUUCUGAUGCAAAUUCGAAUGAUAUAUCAUUGCCGGGUAUGGAGGAGCACUCACCUACCACAAAUGGCAGCCAAGUUGAUGAAAAUGAAGCAUUGGAAAGUGAUGGUUUAGAAGAUCUCUGGAAAGACAUGUCAGUGGCUAUGGAAUGUUCGAAGAUUGCUGCAUCAGAUGAGCCAUGUUUUGUAGAACAACAAGAAGAGUGCAAUCAUUCUUAUGUGCUUGAGGAUGAUCUGGGCCUUGUUUGCCGUAUUUGUGGAGUUAUUGAGAAAAGCAUAGAGACGAUAUUUGAUUACCAAUGGACAAAGGGAACCCGUGCAGCAAGAGCUUAUAUGACUGCUCCUCGAUUAUCCAAUGAUGCAGAUAACGAUGUUGAAUAUAAUGAACUAAAGCCCUCAGAUGAUAAUAUGAUAUUAGAAGACAUUGCUCUUCAUCCAAGACAUUUGAAGCAAAUAAAGCCACAUCAAUUAGAAGGCUUCAAUUUCUUGGUCAAAAACCUAUUGGCCGAUAAACCCGGCGGUUGCAUUCUAGCUCACGCACCUGGCUCAGGGAAGACCUUCAUGCUCAUUUCCUUUAUCCAGAGCUUUCUUGCAAAAUACCCCUUCGCAAGACCUCUAAUUAUUCUUCCUAAAGGUAUAUUACCUACAUGGAAAAAGGAAUUUCGGCGGUGGCAAGUGGAGGACAUCCCUUUGUAUGAUUUCUACUCGGCUAAUGCGAAUAAUCGAUCGGAGCAGUUGGAGGUGUUAAACCAUUGGCAAGAAAGUAAAAGCAUUUUACUGCUGGGUUAUAAGCAGUUUACGAAUAUUAUAUGCGGGGGUGCAAAUAGCAAAGUUGCAGCUGCAUGCAAAGAGAGGCUUCUUAAGGUCCCCGGCCUUUUGAUCCUUGAUGAAGGGCACACUCCAAGAAAUGAGGACACCCAUGUAUUGGACUCGCUAGCAAAAAUCCAGACCCGUCGAAAAGUUGUUCUUUCAGGAACCUUAUUUCAAAACCACGUGAAAGAAGUUUUUAAUAUACUAAACCUUGUUCGUCCGAAGUUUCUAAAAAUGGAAUUUGCUCGAUCUAUCGUGAAGCGGGUCCUUAGUAGGGUUUCCAUAUCAGGUAAUAGGAGGGUAAACAAAGGCACGGUGGAUGGUAUGUUCUAUGAUUUGGUGGAGGAAACCUUGCAAAAUGAUGAUGGCUUUAAAAGGAAAGCCACGGUGAUACAAGACUUGAGAGAAUUAACGAAAAAUGUUCUUCAUUACUAUAAAGGCGACUUUUUGGACGAGCUCCCUGGGCUGGUUGACUUUACUGUUCUUUUGAAUCUAAGCCCUGCUCAGAAAGAAAUUGUUCGAAAGUUACCGAAAUAUGAAAAAUUCAAAAGAAACGCUGUUGGGACAGCUCUCUACAUUCAUCCUCGCCUCUCUGACAUCUCGGUAGUAGCUGCUGGCGAAAGGGCUUGUACAUUUAACGAUGCAAAGAUCGACAGUUUGAUUGAUUCGAUGAAUUUAAGAGAUGGGGUGAAAACAAAAUUUUUUCUUAACAUUUUGUCUCUUUCUGCUUCUGCUGGAGAGAAGCUCCUUGCUUUUAGUCAAUAUAUUCUACCGCUAAAAUUUUUGGAAAGGGUAGUGGUUAAAACAAAAGGGUGGCUUGUCGGAAGGGAAAUUUUCAUGAUUUCUGGCGAUUCGAGCUCUGAAAGUAGGGAAAGAUCGAUGGACCAGUUCAACAAUUCCCCUGAUGCGAAGGUUCUUUUCGGUUCAAUUAAGGCUUGUGGUGAGGGAAUUUCCCUCGUUGGUGCUUCCAGGGUUUUGAUUCUAGAUGUCCAUUUAAACCCCUCUGUUACUCGUCAAGCUAUAGGGCGGGCUUUCCGACCAGGACAAGGGAAGAAAGUGUAUGUUUAUAGGUUGGUGGCCGCCGACUCGCCAGAAGAGAAUGAUCAUAAGACCUCUUUCAGGAAGGAGCUAAUCGCGAAAAUGUGGUUCGAGUGGAGCGAGUAUUGUAGUAAUCAGGAGUUUGAGUUGGGUGAGGUUGAUAUUAGCAGCUGUCAAGAUAUGUUCCUGGAAAGUUCCGUGUUAGGACAAGAUGUCAAGGCCUUGUACAGAAGGUGAUUUUGUGGCUUAUGAUCGCGAAUCAUUGAGCUAACUGAAGAUACCCAACUCAUUUUAGUUUUGCAGUAUAUAUAUAGAGAGAGACAGAGAAAGCUGAAAAACUGGAGGUUUUUCUACAUCCAUCCAAAACAUACUCAAAAAUGCUCAAGUGAUGUAAGAGAUGUUGAAAAGGUUUUGAAGCAACAAAGUUUUUCGGAUGGGCUGAUUUGUGUAUGAUGGUGAUGUGCGUCUCCUUGAUUUCGGUUAACAUAGUUUUUGGAUGUGGUUGAUUCGUGCGUGAUGGUGAUGAUGAUGGUGAUGGUGAUGUGUGUCUGCUUGAUUUUGGUUUUGAUUUGUGUUGUUUCUCAGAAUCAGACAGAUAGGGACAUUGUUGCUGGGUGUCAUCUAUCACUCACAAAGCCUUACUUUUUUUUUCCAAUCUCCCUGAUGUUAUGGAUAGUCCCUGUACCAUCCUGAUACUGCCAAUUGGCUCCAGAACUUUGUUACUUGAAUCCGAUGAUACUUAUUAUACGUUGAUUUCUUAACUUUCACAUGUAUUACACUUUAAUCUAAUAA